Messenger RNA from Debaryomyces fabryi, 1488 nucleotides. Its product is annotated as DUF3112 domain-containing protein. The transcript has a single exon. Lineage: Eukaryota; Fungi; Ascomycota; Pichiomycetes; Serinales; Debaryomycetaceae. The record is from RefSeq and is a predicted model, not a curated record. Bases 1 to 1488 code for a protein of 495 amino acids.
AUGAGUGGAACUGAUGAUAAUUCGGCUGUAGGUGGCUUAUUACACUUAUUGAGGGCCACUAAUAAUGGUGCUGCAGACGGUACUGGUAUUUACGUUUUAGUAAACCAAGCACACAAUUUGUUAGGAAAUAACAUUCCACCAGUAAUGGUUGAAUAUACUAUGGGAUUACAAAACAACUUGUUUGGCUCAUAUCCUGAUAACAAGGAUAUCGCACCCAGUGCUGUGUUCUUAGCAUGUUUCGCAGUAAUCGGUAUUGCGCAUUUAGUAUUAUUCCUCAUUAACUCUUCUAGAGGACACUAUUUCUAUUUAUCGUUGAUAUGGAUGUUUUAUUGUGUAUUGAAGGUGAUCGGGUGGACGCUUAGGAUUGUGUGGGCUAAAGAUAUUACCAAGGUGCAAUUAGGAAUUGCGGAUGAGGUGUUGUUAAUUUUGUCGUCGAUUAUCUUGGUUGCAGUCAAUUUGAUAUUGGCCCAAAGAUUGUUUACAUGGAGACAUCCUGUUGGUGGUUCCAGAAAGUUGUUUAACAAUACUAUGUACUUGCUUUAUGCUGUUGUUGCUGCUGUUAUCGCGAUGACUAUUGUGUCAUCAGCUGUGCCAUAUGUAUACUUAUUAUCCACCUAUGCGUACGAGAGCUAUAAGAAUGUGGUCAAAGUGAGUGCUAUCUUGAUUAUAUUGUAUUCAUUAACAGCUGUUAGUUUAAUCUCCUUGUCUUAUUUCUUCAAGCCAACCGCGAAGGAUGAAAACUUAUACACGUACCAACCAUGGUGGAUUGAAUCGUUCCAUCCGUUUUAUUUUGUUCGUCCUAAUGCUGCGCAGGAGGCCGAAGAUACAUUUAUGAAGAGAAACCAUAAUCACCGUCACGCAAUUAGGGUUAUUGCUUCGACGCAUCAUCAUUACAAGAUGGUCGAAGGUUUAACUAAUCAAAGAGGUACUUUGGCUCAUAACAAAUCCUUAGCUAUUAUCAUGUUCACCACUUUGGCAAUCUUUGUGGAAUCUAUAGUCAGAGCUGUAGCAGUGUUUCAAGCAAGAGAGAACAGAGAUGCAGGUCCAGCAUGCAAUCCAAUUGCCGCAUACAUGUGCUGGGGAGUAUUGGAAGUUUUCGUUAAUAUAGUCUAUCUUGUCGGCAGAGUUGACUUAAGAUUUUAUAGACCAGAUGUUUUACCGGCUAAAAUUAGGUCUAUUAUUACGGCUGAACAAACGUACUAUCCCUCAGAUAAUGAGUCAGACGAGAUCACUUCUUCAACAGGAGACGCAGAAUAUUACCACAGCGAUGACGAGAAACCUAAUAAUAAUGCAUUUCAUUUCGAAAACAGAGGAAACCAGAGUGCUGGUGCUCAUCCUUAUAAUAAUCUUACCAGCCAGAGAUUCCCUAACGAGAAAGCACCUGGAUAUCCUACGGAAAAGUACCCUAAAGAAAAGUUCAUGUCAGAUGACUUUGACGACGAUGAGAAACUUGAUUUCGACGAUCAUGAUUCAGAUUUCUACUUCUAA